This is a messenger RNA of Colletotrichum godetiae, 1625 nucleotides long. Its product is annotated as chaperonin 10-like protein. The transcript has a single exon. Bases 403 to 1485 code for a protein of 360 amino acids. The record is from RefSeq and is a predicted model, not a curated record. Gene Ontology annotation, molecular function: oxidoreductase activity, acting on NAD(P)H. NCBI's taxonomy places the organism in Eukaryota, Fungi, Ascomycota, Sordariomycetes, Glomerellales, Glomerellaceae.
UGGCCCUGCUGAUCACCCGAGGCGCGUCUGCAACCCCGCCGGUGAGUGAAGAAAUGGGUCCCGGCGACCUCGGUCGUAAGGAACCGUCCGGUGGCCGAUGAAUAAUUCGGGCAACUUGUCCGAGACGGCCGUAUUCGUCCAUACUUCCUGCAAAGCUCCGUUCAUUGUGUCAUUCAGCCGCCCACCUCCCACCGACUGCCCGAUUUUACGAGGGGGUCGCGAUCCGGAGAAGUGGACGCUAGCGAAAGGGGGCAAACAAAUGUGUCAGUUUGCAUCUUUCGAAGCGUUCCGACCAUGGCCACAAGUUUUGAGGUUGCUGCAUAAGAUGCGUCUCAUCUGCUGAGUGUCUGUGGCUUGGUAGAAGACUCAAUUUCCGCAAGAUCUCAUCAUACAAAUCUCACGAUGGGCAGCAAAACAACAUCAACAGCGCCGGCGCUCUACGUCGACGAAAACUGCAACUUUUCAGUCAUUCGCAACCUCCCCAUUCCCGAUCCCGUAGACGGCGAGGUCCUAGUCAAGGUACUCUACUCGGGCGUCAACCCCGCCGACGUCAAACACGCACCGAUCAUCGGCGUCCGCUCCGUCACCCUCGGCUACGACUUUUGCGGCCGCGUCGUUCAGGCCGCUGGUAAGAAUGCGUCGGCCAAUUUCAAGCCCGAUGACCUGGUGGCCGGCUACGUGCCCACGGGCAUUGGCAAGCCGAUGAGGCACGGCGCGCACCAGGAGUACUUGAGCUGUCCAGAGGACAUGCUCUUCAAGGUCCCGGAUAAUCUGCCCCAGACGCACGCCGCGAGUCUGACGGUGGUGCUGACUACGGCCGCCGACGGCUUGUACAAUAUUUUCGGGUAUCCUCUGCCCGGGGAGAAGGCAAGGGAUGGGUUCAAGGCCGGCCCGCUGCUUAUCUGGGGUGCUUCCGCCAGCGUCGGAAUCUGCAUGCUUCAGUUAGCGCGCGAAAGCGGCGCAUCGCCCAUCUUCGUCACCGCGUCGCCGGGACGGCAUGGGAUGCUCAAGAAGAUGGGAGCGACGCGCUGCUUCGACUACAACGCCCCAGACGUGAUAUCCCAAAUCAAGAAGGCGGCGGAGGAGGCUGGAGCGGGGCCGAUUCGCUACGCUGCCGAUUGUGCAGGUUCAAAUGGCGAGGUCAGCUCGGCGUCUCAGACAGAGGCGUGUGUCGAUGAGGACGCCAUUGUUCUGUCCGUCGUGGCGAAGCCUGGUGGGAGGAUCAAGAUGCCGUUGGCGUCGGCGAACACGGAGGUUACGUUACAGUUGGGCGGCGGUCAUCUUGUUACGAUCCCGGCGCGGGUGGAGGAUUGGGGGAGGAUGUGGAAGGCGUUGAUGUGGUCCGUCGAGAACUACGGCACAAAGAUUUCGAUUCCUGUGGUGGACGUGUUCAAGGGGCGUGCGGAGGAUGCGCUGGAGGAGGUGAGGAAGAUCGCUGACCAGGGAAAGUUUGGGAAGCUUGUGUUGGAGCAUCCUUUGCUGUGAAGGGGAGUUUGUGAGGUUUCCUGGGGUAUCCUUUCCCGGGUAUACUCUUGUACAAAUCGCUGUCUACCUGCAUGAAACCUUCUGUUUAACUGUUGAUUUGAACAAAAGUUAUUCCAUCUACACUCACGAGAGUCAUGCUG